Hyposmocoma kahamanoa is the source of this 3034-nucleotide messenger RNA. It is a transcript of the gene sff, whose product is annotated as serine/threonine-protein kinase BRSK2. Gene Ontology annotation, molecular function: tau-protein kinase activity; protein serine/threonine kinase activity; ATP binding. The transcript has 24 exons. Gene Ontology annotation, biological process: protein phosphorylation; microtubule cytoskeleton organization; intracellular signal transduction. Gene Ontology annotation, cellular component: cytoplasm. Lineage: Eukaryota; Metazoa; Arthropoda; Insecta; Lepidoptera; Cosmopterigidae. The record is from RefSeq and is a predicted model, not a curated record. Bases 1 to 2658 code for a protein of 885 amino acids.
AUGGAGAGUGGGGGAACGACGACGGCCACUGAGGCCUACCAGUAUGUCGGGCCGUUUAGAUUGGAGAAGACUUUGGGAAAGGGGCAGACAGGUCUGGUGAAACUGGGUGUCCACUGCGUGACGGGGAAGAAGGUGGCCGUCAAGAUCAUCAACCGGGAGAAGCUCAGCGAGUCCGUGCUCAUGAAGGUGGAGCGAGAAAUAGCAAUAAUGAAGCUGAUCGAACAUCCGCACGUGUUAGGACUUUCAGAUGUUUAUGAAAAUAAAAAAUAUUUAUAUCUAGUCCUAGAGCACGUAAGUGGCGGUGAACUUUUCGACUACUUGGUGAAGAAGGGUCGACUGACGCCGAAGGAAGCGAGACGGUUCUUCCGGCAGAUCAUUUCGGCGUUAGAUUUCUGUCACAGUCAUUCUAUUUGCCACCGCGACCUGAAACCGGAGAAUCUCCUCCUGGACGAGCGGAACAACAUAAAGAUAGCUGAUUUCGGCAUGGCGUCGCUGCAGCCCGCGGGAUCGCUCCUCGAGACCUCGUGUGGAAGCCCACAUUAUGCCUGCCCCGAGGUGAUACGGGGUGAAAAAUAUGAUGGCCGGCGUGCAGAUGUAUGGUCCUGUGGAGUUAUCCUGUACGCCUUGCUUGUUGGAGCCCUACCCUUCGACGAUGACAACUUGCGGCAACUGUUGGAAAAGGUGAAACGUGGCGUGUUCCAUGUACCACAUUUUGUGCCUCCAGACUGCCAGCAACUAUUACGUGGUAUGAUUGAAGUAAACCCUGAAAAGAGAAUGUCUCUGGCAGAAAUCACACGACACCCGUGGGUAACGGCAGGUGGUCGAGGAGAACUCGAACAAGAGUUACCCAUGAUGGAAGUGGUCCAGACUAGGGUGCUGCCUUCUGCGGAGGCUAUAGAUCCUGAUGUACUGCAGGCCAUCUGUAGUUUGGGAUGUUUCAAACAACGCGACAGAUUGAUACAGGAACUUUUAAGUCCACACCACAAUACAGAGAAAGUGAUAUACUUCCUCCUUCUGGAGCGCAAGCGACGGAGGCCUGCGCGCGACGACGAACCAAGACCUCCAGCCCUCGGACCUCCGAGUACCGCGGCUGACCCGCCAAGGAAACGGCUUGAUACCUGUCGGGUAAACGGCCAGUCAGCUCACUUCGGUCAGAUAAGCGAAGGGUCGCCAAUUACGCCUAGAAGGUCACAAUUCAGCAGGUCGGCGUCGUCCCGCCGCGCCGAAGGCCGGUCCUCACCGCAGCUGCCUGCCAGCCCUCCCACAGGCCACACUCCACAUCGUGUGUCAUCGCUAGGUGGGACUCCAGCAACUCCAGGCUCUCCACUAGCGUCACCCUCUGUCCGCGAGCACCAUCACCAACGCGCGAACUCAACCGGCCCUACCAUAAGUUUGAACAUCAGCGGCGAGCCAGGAGAAGCCGUUAUAAUAAUAAAUGAGUCUCCUUUAAUGGGGUCUCCUUCCGUCUCGCAUAGGCCACAUAGCCCUUCGCAGUCGCAUAGAGUGCGAGAGAGAUCAUCGCUUCCCGGCCCUCCGAGUACAAUACAGUCGCCCGCGCAGCCUUCCUUCCUACCCAACUUGGGUACUAUGACGGGCGUGCCCCCCGGCGCCGGCGCGUGCGCAGGCGGCGCGGCGGCCCCGUGGCGCGCGCGGCUGGCCACCAUCAAGAACUCCUUCCUCGGCUCGCCCAGGUUCCACCGAAGGAAAAUGCAGACUUCAUCUGAAGAAGUCCAGCUAACCCCAGAAACAUCUCCUGAAUUAACAAAACGUUCUUGGUUCGGAUCACUCCUGCUGGCAGCCGACAAGGAAGAGACGGUCACCGCUUUAGUAAAGGGAAAACCUUUGGCGACUGUCAAAGCCGACCUUAUACAUGCCUUUCUCAGUAUAGCAGAGCUGUCUCACAGCGUACUAAGUCCAAUGUCGUUCCGCGUUGAGUACAAACGAGGCUCCAACGCGCCCGCCAUGUUUCAGAGGCACGUGCGUUUUCAGGUCGAUAUUUCCACUAUCACGAAAGCGCCUGGAGAGAACGGAAAGGAAUAUUUAUAUGCUAUAACUUUUACAUUAUUGUCGGGCAACAUCCGGCGCUUCCGGCGCGUGUGCGAGGUGGUGCAGGCGGCCGUGUGCCGCGCCCGCCCCGCGCUGCACCCGCUGCACCCCCCGCAGCCGCCCGAGACCAGGGCGCAGCGCAAGACCAUCCACGCGCACGCGGCAGGAGAAAUACCGGACAGCCCAGAAGCGCCACAGCAUCAGUCUGACCACGACAGCGACUCUUCCGUCUUCGACACCAUCAAGAGUCCCACCAGUCACACCUCCAUUGACCAGCUUGACCAGAACGGCACCCACCCUUUAGGCUCGAGUUCGUCGGUUACAAGCGGAUCCAGUGGUUACAAACAGAGCGUCAGGCGGCGCGCCGCAGAGCCAGCCUCCGCGUCACUCGACCACGAGAUCAUGAGCUGCUCCAGGGACCUGCCAGGUACUCACACAAAGCGGUCAUCCUCCGAAUGCCGGGACCCCAAUUCGUCGCCUCGUCGCGGCCUCGACUCCCGAGAAGCGUCCCUCAAGGACGAGUUGCGUCGCAACAACAGCCUGCGCGACAAUCGCCGCGACUUAUUAGUCGCAAGAGGUGACAUCGCGCCGCCGACGACGACUAUAGCGUGAGGAACACUCCCUAUAGACCAUUCCUGUAUUUACUGCGAUUUCUGCUUAUAUUGUUUGCCGAGGUGCGCUGUGAUCUUACAGAGGUGGAUUGUCAGAUUGGUUACAUGAAACUUUAUAAUAUAAAAAAUGGUGUUACAAUCUACAAAAAAACGUAAUAUAAAUAUGUAAGUGCGUUGUCACACAUGGUGCCGUGGGUUAUAUGUAUAAUUGCAACUGCAAAAUAGCGACUGAAUUGUGUGCAAUCGGUACCAGACAUUAAUGCUAAGUACAGCUGGCGUACCGACUGCAUUUCGAUUGUAAUUUUGCAAUUGCAAUACAAUAAUGUGACUACACCGUAAAAUGUGACAAAAAUUUGAAUUAUGUAGUUGCAAUAAAA